This is a messenger RNA of Symbiodinium natans, 579 nucleotides long. The record is from the annotation of a GenBank genome assembly. NCBI's taxonomy places the organism in Eukaryota, Dinophyceae, Suessiales, Symbiodiniaceae.
AUGACGGCGCCGUUGCCCGACGCGCUGCCGCCGCAUGCCACCACCCUGGUCUUCCACACCAGCAGGAACACGCUUUACGCAGAGUUCAUGGCUCAUCUUCUCAGCUCCUGCGGCGGUCUCCUAGGACUCGAGAUGCUCGACAUCGUGCUUUGCGAGUCCCCUAAGGAGGUUGUUGUCAACUUCACCAGCCACGAGGCCUGCCGCUGCGCCAUAGAGAUGAUAGGGCCACACAUGGGGGACUUGGUGCUGGAGAUCAGUCUCGCUCCAAGGCAGGGCUUGAGGAGCAACUUGGCCUACUUUUUCAAGCAGCCCAUCCCUCACGAGCGCUUCGCCAAGGCCCUCCACGUCCUUUCCGAAGGCCGAGAGCUUCCUUUGCGCGUGGCGCACGCACGACACCUCGGUUUUGAACUGGCGGCUUCGGGACCGGGUCCAGGGCGUCAGCUGCAGCACAGCGACGCCCGCAGCACAGUCCUCCUCCGGGAGGAGCCCGCGAAGCUUCCUUGGCCGCACAGCUUCGCGCUUGGCGGAGAAAAGUCGCGACAAAUUUCGGGGGACGCGGAGCACGUCUUUCAUCUCUAG